This is a messenger RNA of Athene cunicularia (burrowing owl), 3686 nucleotides long. RefSeq names its product kinesin family member 4A (gene KIF4A). NCBI's taxonomy places the organism in Eukaryota, Metazoa, Chordata, Aves, Strigiformes, Strigidae. The record is from RefSeq and is a predicted model, not a curated record. The transcript is spliced from 29 exons. Gene Ontology annotation, molecular function: ATP binding; microtubule motor activity; microtubule binding. Gene Ontology annotation, biological process: mitotic spindle organization; microtubule-based movement.
CGGCUCUGCUCCUCCGCAGGGGACUGAAAAUGGUGAGGGAAGAUGAUAAGGUGAUCCCGGUACGGGUGGCGUUGCGCUGCCGGCCCUUGGUGCCGAAGGAGACCAGCGAAGGCUGCCAGAUGUGCCUGUCCUUCGUCCCGGGGGAGCCGCAAGUGGUGGUAGGUAACGAUAAGUCGUUCACUUACGACUACGUGUUCGACCCUUCUGUUGAGCAAGAGGAAGUCUUCAACACAGCUGUCAGCCCUCUCAUACGAGGCAUCUUCAAAGGGUAUAAUGCUACUGUCUUGGCCUAUGGACAGACAGGAUCUGGAAAAACGUAUUCUAUGGGAGGUACCUACACUGCCAAUCAAGAGCAUGAGCCUAGCGUUGGAGUCAUCCCUCGGGUAAUCAAACUGCUAUUCAAGGAGAAGGAGCAAAGGCAGGAUUGGGAAUUCAUCCUCAAAGUUUCUUAUCUAGAGAUCUACAAUGAGGAUAUUCUCGACCUGCUGUGCCCGUCAAAAGAACGGUCUUCUCAAAUCAGUAUACGGGAGGAUCCAAAAGAAGGCAUAAAGAUUAUAGGGUUAACAGAAAGAAAUGUCACCUGUGCCCAAGAUACUGUCUCCUGCCUAGAGCAAGGGAACAACUCCAGAACAGUGGCCUCCACGGCAAUGAACUCCCAGUCCUCACGGUCCCAUGCCAUCUUCACCAUUUGCAUUGAUCAGAAAAAGAAAAAUGACAAGAACAGCAGUUAUCGCUCCAAGCUACACCUGGUUGAUCUUGCUGGCUCUGAGAGGCAAAAGAAGACCAAGGCUGAGGGAGACAGACUAAAAGAAGGCAUCAACAUCAACAGAGGUCUCCUCUGCCUGGGGAACGUAAUUAGUGCUCUUGGGGAUGAAAAUAAAAAGGGUGGCUUUGUCCCCUACAGAGACUCAAAGUUAACAAGGCUGCUGCAAGAUUCUCUGGGUGGUAACAGCCACACUCUCAUGAUUGCCUGUGUAAGCCCAGCGGAUUCCAAUCUAGAAGAAACUCUAAAUACUUUGCGUUAUGCUGACAGAGCAAGAAAAAUAAAAAAUAAACCAAUUGUCAACCUUGAUCCCCAGGCAGCUGAGUUGCAUCAUCUAAAGCAGCAGGUACAACAGCUACAGGUGUUACUGCUGCAGGCCCAUGGAGGGACCCUCCCAGUGACUAUCAACAUGGCACCUUCAGAGAAUCUUCAGUCCCUGAUGGAGAAGAACCAGUCACUAAUGGAGGAGAACCAAAAGCUCAGCCAAGGACUUAGUGAGGCUGCUGGUCAGACAGCACAGAUGUUGGAGAGGAUCAUUCUGACAGAACAAGAAAAUGAGAAGAUGAAUGCCAAACUAGAGCAACUUCAGCAGCAUGCUGUGUGCAAGCUUGAUCUGCAGAAGCUGGUAGAGACUGUGGAAGAUGAGGAACUAAAAGAGAACGUAGAGGUGAUUCGCGAUCUGCAGCAAGUGUUGGGUCAGUUGCAGGUAAGACUGAAUCCAGGGAGAGAAGAGUGUUUGUCAAGUGAGUUUACUAAUGAAACAGAGGGUUCCUCUUCCGAGUGGUGGACUCCACUCUGCAGAAACCUUGCUUAAGGAGCCCAGGAACUACAAGUAUUGAAUGACUCUUGUUAACUACAUGAGUCAGCAGAGAAGGUGGGGAAUGACCAUGCCCAGCUGACUUAUUACUCUUGUCCUUUCUAGACUAAUAUCAAAGAUCUGGAAUCGGAGGUCAGCAGUUUGCAAAAAGAAAAGGAGGAGUUGAUCCUUGCUCUGCACAUGGCAAAGAAGGAUGUCAACCAUGCCAAGCUGAGUGAACGGCGUCGGAAAAGACUUCAGGAGUUGGAGGGGCAAAUUAAUGAGCUGAAGAAAAAGCUGAAUGAGCAAUCGAAGCUCUUAAAGCUGAAGGAAUCUACAGAACGCACUGUUUCCAAACUGAACCAGGAGAUCAGGGAAAUGAAAAGCCAGAGGGUGCAGCUAAUGCGCCAAAUGAAAGAUGAUGCUGAGAAAUUCAGGCAGUGGAAACAACAGAAGGACAAGGAAGUGAUCCAGCUAAAAGAACGGGAUCGCAAGAGACAAUAUGAGCUACUGAAGCUAGAACGAGAUUUCCAGAAGCAGGCCAACGUACUUCGGCGCAAAACAGAAGAGGCAGCGGCCGCAAACAAGCGCCUAAAGGAUGCUCUGCAGAAACAACGGGAGGCUGCAGAUAAACGGAAGGAAACUCAGAAUCGGGGAAUGGAAGGAGUUGCUGCACGAGUAAAGAGCUGGCUUGCAAAUGAAGUAGAGGUUCUCGUUAGUACUGAAGAGGCUCGGCGGCACCUUGCAGACCUGCUGGAGGACAGAAAGAUCUUGGCACAGGAGCUCCUUCAGCUUAAAGAGAAGAAAGAGGCUGGGGAAAACCCACCUCUAAAGCUCCGGAGACGCACCUACGCCGUUGAAGACUGGCAGGCAUCAGAGAUGGACCUUUCCAUAUCAAAGCAGAUAGAAAGCCUGGAAACUGAGAUGGGGCUCAGGAGUGCCCAGAUAGCUGAUCUACAGCAGAAACUCUUAGACGCAGACAACGGAGAUCGUGCGAAGCAGCGCUGGGACACUAUUGCAACAAUUCUAGAGGCUAAAUGUGCCCUGAAGUAUCUCCUUGGAGAGCUGGUCUCCUCCAAAGUGCAGGAAAGCAAGUUGGAGAGCAGCCUUCAGCAGAGUAAAGCCAACUGUUCAGACAUACAAAAGAUGCUGAUUGAAGAGCGAAACCACAUGACAGAGAUGGAGGCCGAGUUCCAAAAUCAGCUUUUGGUGCAGGAACAACACCACCAGGAAAAGGUUCUGUACCUGCUUAGCCAAUUCCAGCAAAAAGAAGCAGCAGAGAAGAAACUGGAAGAUUCGCUAAGUGAGCAAGAGAAACAGCUGCAAGAGCGACUCAGGUUCCAGGAGGAAGAGCUGGAGAAAAUGAGGGAGAUCUGUGAGAAGAACCAAGAACUUCUCCAGGAAAAUGACACUCUUAAACAGAAACUGCUGCUCCUUCAAGUUGCCAGUGGACAGAAGCUCCGUCACAUUCAGAAAAUUCCAUCCGAGUCCCCAGAUUCUUCUUUUGAUUAUAUUCCACCCAAACCAAAGACUCGCCGGCAAACGUCAGCAAAACCUCGUGCACCGACCCCAGAAGUGGAUGUGGAAGAGCUGUUCUCUGACUCGGGGGAGUCCGGAGGGGAGAUGGAGGAUGCAGACUGGGUUCCGGUUAAAGCAGUCAGAGGAGCAAAGAAAAACAUGAUGGGGUGCUCGUGCAAGGGCCGGUGUGGAAACAGGCAGUGUGGCUGCAGGAAGCAGAAGGUGGGCUGCACUCAGCGCUGCAGCUGCGACUCGGCAAAGUGCAGAAAUAGAGACCCCGGCGUGCGGGAUGCUGUGCUGUGUGAGGACCAAACAAGGGACUCGGAAGGUUCCUUCAAACUGGAAGACCCCACUGAAGUGACAGCAGGAGAGACCUUCUUCCAGCCUGUGUGUGUCACACCCACAACAAAGGUCCUGAAAGACAUCACAGACCAAGACAUGUUAGUGAAGAAGCCCAGCGCUGCUGCUGCUGCUGCUGCUUCCCUGCCUGUGAGAGAUGAGGAGUCCCAAGAGAACCAGGUACUGCUUGUAAAGAAAAAGAAGAGAAUGCUGAGUAGCAAUGGCAGCUUCUUCUCGGGUUGCACCCCGAUCAAAGAGGAGCAUAACUGA